AUGAAGAAGGAUGUCAGAAUAUUGCUGGUAGGAGAUGCUGGAUCCGGUAAGACAUCUUUAAUAUCUUCGCUCGUUACUGAAGAAUUCCAAGAUCAGGUUCCGGAUCGAGCUGAAGAAAUUACAAUACCUGCGGAUGUUACGCCUGAAAAAGUUCCAACUCACAUUGCUGACUAUUCAGAAAAGGAGCAAUCCGACGAGGAUUUAACCCAUUCAUUGAAACGAGCCAAUGUCGUAUGUCUUGUAUAUGCCGUUAACAAUGAAGAAUCAAUUGAGAGGAUAACAUCGUAUUGGCUGCCUUUUAUUGAAUCUGCAGUCGAUCCAGAUUCUAAAUUACCCAUUAUCCUUGUUGGAAAUAAGAGUGACCUCGCCGAAGAAAGUAGCAUGAGGCGUAUUUUACCAAUUAUGAAUGAACACAAGAUGAUCGAAACCUGCAUAGAGUGUUCUGCUAAAGAAUUGAAAAACAUCACCGAAUUGUUCUAUUACGCUCAAAAAGCUGUAUUGCAUCCUACUGCGCCUCUUUAUGCAUCUCAACAAAAGCAGUUGACAGAAAGCUGUAGGAAGGCACUAACGCGUGUAUUCAAGGUGUGCGAUAUGGAUAACGAUGGGGCGUUAAAUGACGCAGAAUUAUUUGACUUCCAGAAAUAUUUCUUCAGCACGCCCCUUCAGAAUCAAGCCUUAAAGGAUGUGAAGAAUGUAGUUAAAAAAAGUAAAGGAUCUGUAGGGGUAAAUGAUCAUGGAAUUACACUGGCAGGAUUCCUAUUUUUACACACGUUGUUUAUACAACGUGCAAGACACGAAACAACUUGGACCGUAUUAAGGAAAUUUGGGUAUAACGAUGAUCUAGAAUUUCGUGAUGACUACAUCUACCCAGAUCUUAGAACAGGUCCAGACUGUGUUACGGAAUUAUCACAAAUGGGAUAUCAAUUCUUAACCCGAUUAUUUCACAAAUACGAUAAAGACUUAGAUGGAGCACUAUCUCCAGAUGAAUUACGCGAUCUAUUCAGUACCUGUCCUCGAAUUCCGUGGGAAAAAGAUAUCAUAUAUAUGAUUACAGUAAAUAGUAACGGUUGGAUUACUCUCGCCGGAUUCCUAGCGUGGUGGUCGUUGACUACCUAUCGAAACGUGUCCUGUACAUUAGAAUAUUUAGCUUACUUAGGUUAUAUAAUGGGAGAUAACGUCAAUCAGCUUAGUGCUAUUUCAGUCACUCGUAAUAAGGCGAAUGAACCCAACAGGAAACAACUAUUAAGGAAUAUCUUAGUUUGCGAUGUCGUAGGUGCUCCCGGCGUUGGCAAGGUAAUUGACUGUCUUGAUUUACUUUUGUUCUUUGAAUACUGUAGUUAUAUUGCUGGAAGAAAAUCAGAAUACACAAUUAAUACCGUAGAGAUUUAUGGUCAGGAGCGUUAUCUGGCGGUAAGGAAGCUUGAGAUAUUACAUGAAGUAAAUGCCAAUGAUCCAAAAACCGCCAGCGAUCUUGUAAUGUUAUCAAAUGCUGACGCUGUAUGUUUGGUGUACUCCAAUUCAGACAAGAAUUCAUUUCAGUACAUUGCAAAGGUCCAUAAAAUAUUGCAAUCGAAAGUUACAAAACCGGUUAUGAUCAUUGCUACCAAAAGCGAUACACCCGCCGUAACACAAAAUUUUGAUAUGCAACCUUCUCAAUAUUGCUACAGCGAAAAUCUUGGAAAACCACAGUCCUUCUCCGCUACUGGUCGUAGGAACGCUAAAGUUUACAAGACAUUGGCCACCGCUGCCGCAUUCCCGUAA
Messenger RNA from Trichoplax adhaerens, 1761 nucleotides. RefSeq lists its product as uncharacterized. The transcript is spliced from 22 exons. Gene Ontology annotation, molecular function: GTP binding; GTPase activity; calcium ion binding. Gene Ontology annotation, biological process: mitochondrion organization; regulation of mitochondrion organization; small GTPase-mediated signal transduction. The record is from RefSeq and is a predicted model, not a curated record. Bases 1 to 1761 code for a protein of 586 amino acids. Gene Ontology annotation, cellular component: mitochondrial outer membrane. Lineage: Eukaryota; Metazoa; Placozoa; Uniplacotomia; Trichoplacea; Trichoplacidae.